GAAUUCGGAGUGAACUGCGCAUGCGCUGUUGUUUACACACUGAGCUGCUGCAGCGGAGCGUCUGAUGGAGGCAGUUUUGAGGCACCUGAACAACAUUUUGGAGCUGCUAGCCGUGUCCCGAACUGACCGCGUGCGCGAAUGGGACCGUCCCACCACACAGCGGGCGUUUAAGUGGGCUGAAUACUGCGAGCAGCUGCACUCCCGAUACCAGUCCAACCCUACGGUGCGCUCCAGGCUGGAGUCCGGUCUGACAGACACCAACCGGCGCCUGCGGGAAACAUUUCCGUCCUACAGUCCGGUGGAGUUCUCCGAGCUGGCGCAGUGUCAACACAAGCUGAUCGUGUAUUUACUCAGAAACCCUUCCUCGCCGCAUUUUAUAAUAGAAAUGCUUUUUCCUGAUCAAAACAGUCCCUCACAGGAGCUCCUGGCGCCUCAGAACAGCCUCGUUACACGCAAAUCCGCGUUCAGUCUGUUGUGCUGCACUGUCAACACGACUAGUAGUUACUAUGGGUUACAAACUGAGCCGGAAGUAAGAGGCAAACUCCUCGGGAAACUUUUAAACUCGAUACUAGCUCGUCCUGGUAAUGAGGAGCACGCGAAAUGCUUGCUGGAUUCGGUUCGUUGUGACAGCGCGGGAAAAGUGGACGGUUUUUAUGACGUCAUCGCGGGAGCACUGCUUUGCAGUAGUGAUGAAUCUCAGCGCUUCAUUAUCACAUGGCUGAAAGAGAGUGAUGGGGGGUUGAACACAUUCUGCACGGUUAUUUCCCCUGAGGUGUGUGCAGUCAUUUCCCGACAGUCUCCGGAGUUUAGGAAGCUCUACUGGGGUGCUUUGAAACAGUGGGCGUCUUGUUUGGAGUAUGACGUCACUAAGAGCGUGUGGGUGACGUCAGAGGGAGCGGUGAGCUUUGAUGUGCUGGCUGAUCGAUUGAGGGAUUUAAUAAAUUCAGGAGAGAGCUUAAAGGAGGAGACUGAGACUGCGCUUAAAGCGCUCACACUGCAGGAUGGAGACUUCAGUGUUAAAGGCGUCAGUGUGUGGACUGAUCUAACUCUUCAGCUGAAAAUCUGACAGAUUGAAUAAUUCAGUUUAAUUAGUUGCUUAGUAAUAAAUUGUGUCAGUGAAAUUAUUUUAUUUAUGGUUAAAAUAUGCUUUGUUUUAUUUCGUCAUCAUUAAGAGGAUUUCUUCAUCAAUCCACAGGUCAAUAGGUUUUAUAUUAUUAUUAUUUUCGGAUUUUUUUAAAAUAAAUAUAAAUUAUUAGAGUCCUAUUGAUAUUUUUAUUGUUGAGAAAGUCAUCUCUUGUAUUGUCAUAUUCCCGGAUCUCCUGGCCGACAGGAGGCGCCAGCGCUCUUUUCACCAACACUCCUCUGCUUUACAUGAUAUUCAUGUUUUAUAGAAGUGGACUAAAUAAUAAAGCUUUUAAACAGGUUUUGUUAGUGUUGUUUGUUAUGCUUUAAGUAUCUUUAUUUUAUUUACAACAACAGAAAAAAAGCAGUUCAAU
Danio rerio (zebrafish) is the source of this 1496-nucleotide messenger RNA. RefSeq names its product FA complementation group F (gene fancf). Gene Ontology annotation, cellular component: nucleus; Fanconi anaemia nuclear complex. Gene Ontology annotation, biological process: interstrand cross-link repair. NCBI's taxonomy places the organism in Eukaryota, Metazoa, Chordata, Actinopteri, Cypriniformes, Danionidae. The record is from RefSeq and is marked validated.